Molecule: messenger RNA, 1572 nt
Organism: Effrenium voratum
Lineage: Eukaryota; Dinophyceae; Suessiales; Symbiodiniaceae
Source: the annotation of a GenBank genome assembly
AUGAGUGAUGUGAUGAAACUCCUCCAAGAGUCAAUCGACCAGAAGACUCCAGAUGGCUACCCCAAGUAUGUGGACGUUUGUGAGGAGUUCUUGAGCAAGGGGAUGGUGCCUCCCAUCCAUUCCAGCAGCCAGAUUGGGCAGUUUCGUGAUGUUGGCAAGGAGCAGGAGGUCUCUAUCAUGGCCUGCAUGAUGGUGCACUUCCGUGAGCAGAUCCUCGCCAUCAGUGGCAGCGAGAAGAACCACACUGUCCUUAUGUCGCAGUGGAGAAAGGGGCUCCUUGACAAUAAGUUGAUGUCCGAGGCAAUGGCCAUGAGGCCUGACUUCGAAGUGAAGGACUUGGGAUUUGUGCUGACCCAAGAGCAGGCCAUGGUGAAGUUGCCUGAUAGCUUCGACCGCAGCGAAGAAGCUGAGGAGCAGGCACGCAGGCUUACAGGCCUCGCCCGUGCCUUGAAAGCUGAGCAAGAUUUGAUGCGAGGGCACAAAGCUGCCAGUCAAAGGCACAGCACGCAGGCCUUAGCCACAGAAUGUGAGUUUCAGAAGUCCGUGACCGAUGCUGUGAACAAUUUGUGGGAAGAGCACAAGCUGUUCUAUCAGUGCAUGAUGGCGAAGAGCCUGGCAGCAGCAGAGACUUUGACUCAAGCUGCUCAUUCCCAGCUGGCUGGCAGGAUGUUGACCAGCAGGGAAGAUAUCCCCACUCUCAGCUUCCUGAAUUUGCCAAUGCUGGGCGCCCUGGCCUCCUUCCACACCAAGACUCUGGCCGCGCAUGUGGCGACUCAGCUGAACUCCAUGCCGAGCACUUCUGCCUAUGUCAUUUUCCCGCCCAACCAGCCUGAAGCACGAGUCGGCAAAGUCAACAAGAGGGAAAAGGAGAAAAAGAUCCAAAUCCACCGCGACCUGUGGUUCCAGGAGUUGCAGAGCAACUCUGACUUGGUGGUUUGGCGCGCCACAGGCCUCUUCAACAUUGAGCCCGGACUGUUCUGCUUGGCGUUGGCCGAUGUGCAGGCCUGCGGGCCUGCAACAAGGCGGCGGUUGACACUGGGAGGGCAUCCUUUCUUGGCGGCAGUCUCGGAGGCAGGCUCGGAGGGUGCAGCGCUGGCCUCUGCCUGUGGCCCUGGCCUGGUGCUCCAGGCUGCAGCGGUGCCGAUGGAGAUGGCCCCUGGUUGUGAACAGCCUCUGGCCAUGCUGCCUGGGGUGUGGGGCUGCUGGCCUGCUGGCCUGGUGCUCCAGGCUGUAGAAGUGGUGCCGAUGGACAUGGCCCCUGCCCUGGUUGUGAACAGCCUGUGGCCAUGCCGCCUGGGUUGUGGGCCUGCUGGCCUGCUGCCCAAGCCUGCUGAAGUGGAGCAGCUGGAGCUGUUGCCCCCUGGUUGUGAAGGCCUGCUUGUCCUGCUGCCUUUGGUGUCUGGCCAGCUGGGUGCUGUUGUGGGCCGGGUUGGCUCUGCUGCUGCCGCUGUGCCUCCUGCACUUGGUCUGGUGGCGUUUGCUGCUGCGGCUUUCGCGGUGGAUUGCUUGGCUCUGGUGGCCGCAUUUCACUUGAUGGCUUGCUUGCACCUGGCCUGCUCCCUGAAGCUGUAG